Molecule: messenger RNA, 1325 nt
Organism: Suillus fuscotomentosus
Lineage: Eukaryota; Fungi; Basidiomycota; Agaricomycetes; Boletales; Suillaceae
Exons: 5
Coding region: 413-1087 (224 amino acids)
Source: RefSeq, a predicted model, not a curated record
CGUCAACAUCUGGUAGACGAACUGGCUCUUAGGAGUUGCGCGCAAACCUACGGGGCCAGUCUUCCUGAGCGCUUACCACCUUGCUUGCAAAGUCACCGGUACCGCGUACUAUAGUGACUGGAUCGGCAAAACCCGAUAGGGGACCGUGGGAACUAGAGGAAAGUGCGAAAGCGGUGAUAUUGCAGACUUAGCGCUCAAGCGAGGUUCUCAUUGGUGGAAGCUCAGCGCUCAGCGCUCAUGUGCAUUGUCAUGCACUCAGCAUGGUCACUGAUCCUGCAGAUCGGUUUCCCGAUGCAUUAUUGCAAGCAUUGCUAUCGAAUGUGGAACCACGAACAUGUGUAAGUAUAAUUGAAGGGUCAUCCUGUACGUCCAUUCAAUAACAUCUCAACCUCACAACUUGAACACUCACGUUAUGAGCUCUACCAUCGAUGAAACGAUGUUUAAUGAUACUUCUUCUAAUAGCAGCUCAACCUCUCAAGUCCUGAGAAACUUCCCGCUUCCCACUCAUCCCAUUCUGAAUUCAGCGUUCAGAAUCAUGUGCGUUGUUGCAGUCUCUCGGAUGUCCCUCGAACACUGGAGAGACACGCAUAACGAAGAAUGGAAGGAGCAUGUCUCAGUGAUGGUUAAUCGUUUCCAGAACUCAAACGUCACUGCUGGGCUGGUACUCGCAACUACUGCUUUGCUCCUCACAACAAAUUCUCCUGUAACUAGCUUGAUGGUUUUUGACACUGCAGCUUCCUAUGUCUUCGCCAUGAUUUCAUUUAGUGCUGCAUUUCUCAGUGUAAUAUCGGGAGCUGCGGUCGUGGUCAUCUAUGAAACUAGCACUGUUCAUAAAGACAUGGAACACCUCAGAGACAUGUCACGAUGCCAAAUUAUCUGCCUGCUGUUGUGGUUGGGGUACCCCUCGAUUUGUCUGGCAGUCGCCACUUGCUGUUUGUUUGUGUCUCUCUUUAUCGCUUGCUUCUGCUCUGGAAAUGUGCUCGUUCAAGUCAUAACAGCCAUAGGUUGUUCGGCCUUCGUUCUCAAUGGAAUCCUUACGCUCCACGUUUUCAAUUGUGUGCACGAACCGGAUGCCGCAAAACCCUAGAUGUAGUAAAAACUGGUUACGAGUCUACAAAAACCCGCUGACGGCCCGGGUAGAAUGUGUUCUGCGUGCAUUGAAGAUGUAUGAUGACUUCCGGGUCUGGUGUAGAUCAAGGUUUGGAUGACACUGCUAGUACGAUAUAUUAGCUAGUAGACUUGCAACGGGAUCGUCUUUUGCCAUUGGCUUAGUUUCAGUAUGCGCCAAUAGAUGGGCACACGUUAUGAAUCCAAUCACACUACAG